CUAGAGUCCCAUUUAAUAUACUUGACAAAAAAAUAUCAAAAUAUUAGUAUUACUCUGCAAUGGCCUUUUGAAAUAUGUGGAGAUUGUGGAAUACAAGGAAAAUAUUGUAGAUUCAAGCCCAAAACCAAGGAUAUUAAUGAAACUGAAUGUUUCGAGUCAACAAGACCAAGAUCAGGUGUACAAAAGAGUGUUGUCGUUGGUUUAACCAUUGCAGGAUUGUUUCUUCUCACAAUAGGCGUUGUUGCAGCAUGUUAUGUACAGAAAAGAAAGGUUAACGAUGAUGCGAGAAUUGAGAAAUUUCUAGAAGACUAUAGAGCUCUUAAGCCUUCAAGAUACUCCUAUGCCGAUAUCAAGAAAAUCACAAAUGAUUUUGAAGAAAAAGUGGGGCAAGGGUCCUAUGGAACGGUUUAUAAAGGAACCCUCUCCAAAUCAAACGAUGUUCAUGUUGCUGUUAAGAUGCUAAACAGUUCUGUAGGAAAUAGUAACGAAGGACAAGACUUUAUCAAUGAAAUGGGGAUCAUGGGUAAAAUCCACCACAUCAACAUCGUGCGGCUUGUCGGGUAUUGUGCUGACGGAUUUAGGAGAGCACUCAUUUAUGAAUUCUUACCCAACGAAUCCCUUGAGAAGUACAUCUUGUUUGAUGCUGAGAAGUUGUCGCUCGGGUGGAAGAAGUUAGAAAGUAUUGCUCUUGGCAUUGCCAAGGGAAUUGAAUACCUACACCAGGGUUGUGAACAAUGCAUCCUUCACUUCGACAUUAAACCCCAAAACAUUCUUCUCGACUGUAAUUUACUCCCAAAGAUCUCCGAUUUCGGAAUGGCUAAACUAUGCUCCAAGGAACAGAGUGUUGUAUCAAUGACAACUGCAAGAGGUACAUUAGGAUACAUCGCACCGGAAGUGUUCACUAGAAACUUUGGCAGUGUCUCUUACAAAUCAGAUAUCUAUAGUUUUGGGAUGUUGUUACUUGGAAUCGUGGGAGGGAAGGAGAACCAUGAUAGCGAUGAUGCUGCCAACCAAAUUUAUUAUCCUGAAUGGAUCUACAACCAACUAGAUUGUGGAAAAGAGCUAAGAAUCCAAGUUACAGAUGAUGGGGACGACGUAAUCGUGAGAAAAUUGGCAAUUGUGGGACUUUGGUGCAUUCAAUGGUAUCCAACAGAUCGACCGGCAUCAAUGAAACAUGUGGUGCAAAUGCUAGAAGGAGAUGGCAGCUCACUUGUUGUGCCCCCAAACCCAUUUGCCUCCAUGAAUCUUGAGACGACAAGAGGCACAACGAGCAAAUUUUCUUUCAGUAGCCAACUGGAAGUCAUAGCUGAAUAAGGGGUCACGAGAAAUUCUAUAUAUCAUUUGCUCAUAAUUUGUAGUUUGAGGAACCUAUCUCUCUUGUUUUUAGCCGUUUGUUACAUGUUGUUGUUGGGUUGUUUACCUCCUAAAUACUGUUAUUGUGUGAUUAAUGAAAAUAGUUUUUUAUUAUCCA
This is a messenger RNA of Impatiens glandulifera, 1471 nucleotides long. Its product is annotated as rust resistance kinase Lr10-like. The annotation marks the transcript as partial. Gene Ontology annotation, molecular function: protein kinase activity; ATP binding. Gene Ontology annotation, biological process: protein phosphorylation. Lineage: Eukaryota; Viridiplantae; Streptophyta; Magnoliopsida; Ericales; Balsaminaceae. The transcript is spliced from 2 exons. The record is from RefSeq and is a predicted model, not a curated record.